Molecule: messenger RNA, 1251 nt
Organism: Elaeis guineensis (African oil palm)
Lineage: Eukaryota; Viridiplantae; Streptophyta; Magnoliopsida; Arecales; Arecaceae
Product: arogenate dehydratase/prephenate dehydratase 2, chloroplastic
Biological process (GO): L-phenylalanine biosynthetic process
Cellular component (GO): cytoplasm; chloroplast
Molecular function (GO): arogenate dehydratase activity; prephenate dehydratase activity
Source: RefSeq, a predicted model, not a curated record
AUGGCGCUGAUCAGGGUCCCUCCUCCCGUUCCCAUGCCAACUGAUAUUAGUAGGGCGAAUCUCGUCAUACUAACCCCUGCCGCCGCCGCCGCCGCCGCCAAUAAGGGAAAAAGAAUAUCCUCCUCCUCCUUUCUGUUGGCUAUCAAAGGCAGCCUACGCAAGCAGCAGCAGCAGCGACCCAACAUCACCACGACCUUUUCUCCGCUGCAGGCCGCCGAGGACCUUGCCGCCCGCCUCGGCCUCGAGAUGGCCACCGCCGGCCUCGAGCUUCUCUUCCGUGACCGCGAGGCCUUCGGCGCCGGCGACCAUCCCCCGCCUGCCUCUCCCGGCCGCCAACGGCGUCCCGUCCGCGUCGCCUACCAAGGCGUCCCGGGCUCCUACUGCCAGGAGGCCGCCGCCGAGGCCUACCCCUCCUCCUCCCAUCCCCCCUUCCUCCCCUGCCCCCACAUGGAGGCCGCCUUUUCCGCCCUCGAGGACGGCUCCGCCGACCACGCCGUCGUCCCCAUCGAGAAUUCCCUCGACGGCCCAAUCCCCCGCAACCUCGACCUCCUCCUCCGCUAUCCGGGAGUCCGCAUCGUCGGCGAGCUCCUCCUCCCCGUAAACCACUGCCUCCUCGCCCUCCCUGGAGCCCCCCGGUCGGCCCUCCGCCGCGUCGUCAGCCACCCCCAGGCCCUCGACCACUGCCGCCACCGCCUCCAGGCGCUCGAUCUGGAGGUGGAGGAGGUCUCCAGCGCCGCUGAUGCCGCCCGGGUCGUAGCGGAGGGCAGGAUCUCCGACACAGCGGUGAUCGGAAGCAGGAUCGCCGCCCGCGUGUUCGGGCUGCGCGUCCUGGAGGAGAACUUCCAGGACCAGGGCUCCGGCGGCGGUAACAUGACCCGCUUCCUCCAGCUCGCCCUGGGCGGCACCGGCACCGGCACCGGGAAGACGACGGUGGCCUUCUCCCUGCCGAGCGGCCCCUCGGACCUGUUCCGGGCGAUGUGGGCGUUCGAGAGCCGCGGGGUGCGGGUGGCGCGGGUGGACCACCGGCCCAACCGGUCGAGCCCGGUCCGGGUAGUGGACAAGGCGGCGUACCUGGACUACGUGUUCGUCCUGGACCUUGAGGGGGCCGAGUCCGAGGACCACGUGCGAGCGGCGCUCGCACGCUUGAGGGAGUUCGCCGGGUUCGUGCGCGUGCUCGGCAGUUACGGGUGCACCUGCGCGACGAGAUCGCGGAACCGCAGCCCUGCUCCCGUUACGCCGAAAAAUUGUUAG